Batrachochytrium dendrobatidis JAM81 is the source of this 1402-nucleotide messenger RNA. RefSeq lists its product as uncharacterized. The coding region runs from base 30 to 1328 and encodes 432 amino acids. The record is from RefSeq and is a predicted model, not a curated record. Gene Ontology annotation, cellular component: ribonucleoprotein complex; nucleus. The transcript is spliced from 5 exons. Gene Ontology annotation, molecular function: RNA binding. Gene Ontology annotation, biological process: RNA processing. Lineage: Eukaryota; Fungi; Chytridiomycota; Chytridiomycetes; Rhizophydiales.
AUUUACUAUACAAGUUGCAUUUGCCAUACAUGACAGCAGAAUUGGCCAAAGUUAAAAUAUUUUUGCAGCUAGUGUACUAUUUUUGCAAUGCCAGCUAUCAUAGCACCAUUUCUUCUCUUCCAAAAUCGUUUGUCGACUCGCCACUUUUGGCGCAAGGAUGGAUUCCAUUAAGAGAUUUGGCAACUUUCAAAAAAAUGAAAGGCUUGAUAACCCAGCCAGCAGAUAUUGCUGAAUCGAUCAUAUAUUCCUCAUCAGAAUUGUUUGAACUCUCAGUAGAUGGUGUUUAUCUGCGCCGUAAAACUGAAUUUGUCGCAAGCAAAGUGUUUAAAGAAAUGUUUAAUAUUUCACUGCUAGCUGGAUAUGCUAUGGAGGCCGUUGGAUUUGAUCAGCUUGUCACCGUUGUAGAAGUUGAGGCUUAUUUCAGUCGUUUUGGCGAGAUUCAAAAUGUUUCCAAGCAUAUUGGCAUAUCUACAUGGGAUGAAAGAUACAAUCUGUCAUUUUUCAUCGAGUUCAAAGAACUAGAUAGUAUGAUCAAGUCACUGGCUGCCACGCAUAUGUAUGAGGACUCAUCUAUCCAAGUACGAGCACAUCGAAAACCGGAUGUAUCUGCAGCAAUGGUCGUAAUUUCUCAAGCCGGAUCUACAUAUCCAAAAGGAAAAAUCGUAGAGUUUAAACUUGUUUCUGACGUGAUUGAAUCUGUGGAGCAGUAUUCUAUUCAAGAACAAUUUGAAAAAUAUGCCACUGUCGCCAUGAUAGACUACGUCAAAGGAAAUGCGACUGGAUACAUUGAGUUCAAGCAGUCUGUUGCGCUUGAAGCCAUUUCAGUUAUUUUUAAUAAUGGCGGGUUGCACAUUCAAGGUGAACCCAUACAGUUACGUGCGCUUGUGGAAGAUGAAGAGCAAAUGUACUGGAUGGUAAAAGCUGAGAAGCAAAUGAUUCAAGGACCAAACCGGAUAUCUGUUUUAGAUCUUGCACAUGCAGCCAAAUUUUCCAAGCAGGCAAUACAACAACAAAAAAUCACUAUUAGGCGCAAAGGAAAAGCCAAAAAAAUCAAAGGCAGAACAAAGACAGGCACUAAUAGAUUGACAAAGUAUCAUAGCCGAGAGAUCAAAGACUGUGAUUCUAAAUUGACAGAUACAGCCAAAAGUACCAACAUACAUAUUGACGAGACUGUCCUUUCUGCACUCGGCGUAAAACAUGGCAAGAAUGGUGUUGGUAAAACUACUAAAACUUUAAAGUUUAACAAAAAGUUUCAUAACCUCAAACGUCAUGGCACAUCUGACUCGAAUGCAAUGCAAAACCUGCUUGAAGGAUUUGAUCGCAUUUAAGAUCGCUGCCGUACUCGCAUAACAUGGAACACUUGUAUUUAUCUUGCAUUGGCUUCCACUAUUUUGUUUCGGAA